Canis lupus familiaris (dog) is the source of this 4594-nucleotide messenger RNA. It is a transcript of the gene TMEM186, whose product is annotated as transmembrane protein 186. Gene Ontology annotation, cellular component: mitochondrion. The record is from RefSeq and is a predicted model, not a curated record. Lineage: Eukaryota; Metazoa; Chordata; Mammalia; Carnivora; Canidae. The transcript has 2 exons. The coding region runs from base 1556 to 2617 and encodes 353 amino acids.
GGAGGACGUUCCCACGGCCUUGUGCAUCCGGGGCCCAGCCCGGAGUCGGCCCCCAGGUAUUUGCCGGAUGGACGCCGGCCCUGCCACCUCUCCUGUGCCUCUUGGAGCUGCCUGCGGAGAAGGGGGCCGGUCUGAGAGCCAGCCCCUGCCCCGCUCGCUGGCUGUGUGUCUUUGGGUAAACCUCUCACCUUCUCUGUGCAUAACCUCCUCUGGUAAAGUGGAAGUACCCUUGACCCGUGAACAAUACGGGGUUGCGUCCUGUGGGCCCACUUCUAUGUGGAUUGCUUUUUUUUUUUUUUUUUUUAAAGAUUGUAUUUAUUUAUUCAUGAGACCCAGAGAGAGAGAGGCAGAGGCACAGGCAGAGGGAGAAGCAGGCUCCAUGCAGGGAGCCCAAUGUGGGACUCGAUCCCGGGACUCCAGGAUCGCGCCCUGGGCCAAAGGCAGUGCCAAACCGUUGAGCCACCCCGGCUGCCCGGAUUGUUGAAAAUAAAUACAUUGGAAGGAAGAUAUUUUGGAGAUUUGCAGCAAUUUGAAAAACCAGCCAGACCAACGGCAUAGCCUAGAAACACUAUAAAAAUAAAAAGCUAGGUAUGUCACAAGUGCCUAAAAUACAUGUAGACACUAGUUUGUUAUUUGCUGCCAUACAGUAUGCACAAGUUUGUUAUAAAAAGUUCAUCAAAACGCACAGAGACACUUAGAGACUGUGCACGGCAUCACUCACAGUCGAGGAAAACAAACAGAGAUGCAGUCAUAAAUCCUGACUGCAUAAAAUUAAACGACAGGACGCCCCGUUCUACUGUAAUAAUCCCACAGCCACCCCCUGUUGGUGAGCCCAGGUGUCGUAUGAGCUUAAAACGGUGUGCGCUGCUCAUCGUCUCCACGCAAGCAGUUUGUCGCCAGUCAAUUUGAAUGGCAGAAGUGAUCCCGUGGUUCUCGCAUAUUUUUCAUGGUGUUUAGUGCAAUACCGUAAACCUUGAAUAACACCAUGGACCCACACGAAACGCUGCUCGUGAUUCUGGAAGUGCUCCCAAGAAGCAGAGAAAAGUCGUGACGUUAUAAGCAAAAGUCAAAUUGCUCGAUAUGUACCGUAAAUUAAAGUCUGCGGCUGCUGUUGCCCAUCAUUUCAAGAUAAACGAAUCCAGCGUAAGAGCCAUUGUCAAAGAAAUCCGGGAAGCCGUCGAGGCAGCCACGCCCGCAGGCGCGAAAACCUUGCACUUUUUGCGAGACGCUUUUUUUUAUCUCGUACUGAAAAUGCUGCUUUUAUGUGGGUGCAGGAUUGCUAUGAGAAAGGCAUCCCUAUAGACUCUAAUAUGAUUCAAGAGAAAGCGAAGUUGCUGUAUGACAACUUAAAGCAAGAGGAAAGUGAAGGAACUAAAGCUGGAGAGUUUAAUGCCAGCAAAGGAUGGUUUGAUAAUUUUAGAAAGAGGUUUGGCUUAAAAAAUGUCCGGUAGCAGGAGAAGCAGCUUCUGCCAACCAAGAGGCCACCAAUGAGUUCCCACCUCAAGAACCCAUAGACACCACGCCAGAGGGAUUCACUGAGGGCGCCUCGGUGGAGAUGAGAGCUUGUGGACCAGGGCCAGGUGAGGGGGGUGUAGAAGACGCAGGGGCGGAAAACAAGUUGACAUCAGAAAACCUGGCAGAAGGGUUUCGAUUAUUCAAGACGGCUUUCGACUUCUUUUCCGACAUGGACCCUUCUGUGAUACGGGCACUGAGACUAAAGCAGAUGGUGGAAGAGGGAUGGGUACCCUAUAGAAUCAUCUUCAGAGAAAUGAAAAAGCAGAAAAGUCAGACGAGAUUACAAUGUAUUUCUGUAAAGUUACCCCAAGCGUGCCUGCCUCUCCUGCCUGCCCUUCAGCCUCCUCCACCUGUCCCACCCCUGCGACCCCAGGGCCAGCCCCUCUGCCUCCCGGUCCUCAGCCUACUCAGCCGGGAGAUGGUGAGGAGGAUGAAGGCCUUCCCGCUGAUCCGCUUCCACGUAGCUGCCCUCCUCCGAGCUGUGCCACGGUUGCCAGGCCCAGCAGCAGCAUGGCGAAGGCCUAUCUGCGGGCUGUGGUGCCGCACCGGGCAGGAUCCUGGGAGGUGGCUGGGGAGCAGGGCCCCCACCCUGAAGGAGAAGGCAGCAGGCACGGAGGCAGAGAAAUUCCAGAUCAUCUACCGGUUUGAUGCUAUCAGAACCUUUGGGUACUUGUCCCGGCUGAAGGUGGCACAGACGGCGCUGACGCUGCUGGCCCUGCCGCCUGGCUUCUACUGGUACUCGCACGGCCUCAUGACCCUCAGCUCCCUGUACUUUGCGGGCGGGAUAGCUGGCUUCGCCCUGGCCAUGCUCUGCUGGAUGAGCCAUUUCUUCCGGAGGCUGGUGGGCAUCCUGUAUGUGAACGAGGCGGGCACCGUGCUGCGGGUGGCCCACCUGACCUUCUGGGGCCGGCGGCAGGACACGGACUGGCCCGUGGCUGAUGUGGUGCCCAUGACAGAGACCAGCGACCGGCCCCAGGAGCUGUUUAUGCGUAUCCAGCAGUACAGUGGGAAGCAGACCUUCUACCUCACUCUGCGCUACGGACGUGUCUUGGACAGAGAGCGUUUCACACGGGUGUUUGGGACACUGGACACCCCCAAAUGAGCUGCCGGAUCUCCGGCAGGACGGCUGAGGGUGUGGGUGAGGCCGAAGAUCGGGGUCAGGCAGCUGAAGGCUUUGUCAGGGCCUCCAGAGCCUUGUUUCUGGGAUGCGGAGGUUCAUGGGGCAGGAACGAGUAGUCGGGUUUAGGAGAGGUCCUUAGUGCAAAUUCAUCUCACGCUUGCCUGGGACAUGGAGCCAGGUCGUGGGAGAAGUUUCUGCUAACGGCCAGUUCUUGCAGGAAGCGGUGUCGGUUCACGCAGUGAACCAGAAGGCGGGGAGGUGCGGUGGGGGCCCGGAGGUUGGGUUGAGAACACUCGGGUGCUGUGAGCGCUCAUCCCCCUGUCCCGGGGCAGGCUGUCGAGUCUGCAUCCUUGAAAGGGAAAGGCUGCCUGUCUCACGGGCUGGGAGUGAGAGUACAGUCACUGUCAAGGUCGGUGUGGUGCCAGGCUUCCAGGCUGCCGGUGGGGAUUUCCCCUCAGGGCUGGGAAGGAACUGCCCAGAUGGUGACCGCACAGCCCCUGGGACGGGUGUCACCCUGUGAGCACGCCCUGCCCCCCCACGCCUGGGGGCCCUCCUGUCGCUGGGCUUUGCGGUCCAAUAGACGAGACGAACCGUGUUCUGGUGCAUUAUGUUAUAAACUGCAGCUUACUGUAUGCGCUGCCCUUCCCUGCAGUCACUCCUACGUGUUUGUUAUGCCCUCUGACGGAGUAAAGCGGAAGGAGGACCUGAUCUUUAUACUUCGGCCACCCAGAAGUCAGUAACUAAAUGUUUUGUUGUGUGGACGGACUUCCAGGCUUUUUUUAUUGUGGUAAAAUAUGCAUAGUGUAAAUGUAUCUAUCCCCGUAACCACCUUUCAGCAUACGGUUCAGUGGCGUUAAAGUACAUAACGACGUGGUGCGGCCACCUCCUCUGUCCCAUCUCCAGAACUCCCUCAUCCUCUCUUGGAGGAACUCUGUGCCCAUUAAACAUCGCUCCCCAUUUCACCCUCCGGCUGGCCCCUGUAACCACUCACUCGUUUUCUGUCUCUGGAUUUGCUUAUUCUGGGCAUUUCCUGUACAUGGAAUCCUACACUCUGUGGUCUUUUAUGUCCGGCUUCCCUCAGCUGACUUUCUGGCCUCAUGGUGCAUCCAUGCCGUAGCGUGUAGGAGAGCUUCGUCCCUUUCUGGGGCUGAAGAAUGUACGUGUAGACCGUAUUUUGUUUAUCCAUUGAUGGACAAUUUGGAUUUUUUUUUUUAAGAUUUUAUUUAUUUAUUCAUGGGAGACACACACAGAGAGGCAGAGACACAGCAGGCAGAGGGAGAAGCAGGCUCCAUGCAGGGAGCCCGAUGUAGGACUUGAUCCUGGGACCCCAGGAUCAGGCCCCGGGCCAAAGGCGGCGCCAAACAGCUGAGCCACCCGGGCUGCCCUGGACAUUUGGAUUGUGAGUAACGUUCCUGUCAACACUGGUGGACGGAAAUCUGAGUCCCUGCUUUCGGUUCCUUCAAGUGUGAGAAGUGCAAUUAUUGGAUCAUACAGAAACUCUAGGUUUACCUUUCCGAGGAGCUGCUGAACUUCCCCAGUGGCUGUGUGAAUUUAUGUCCCUCCAGCAAUGCAUGCAGGUUCCAGUUUCUCCACGUCGUUCUGGAUGACAGCCAUCCUCAUGGGUGUGCAGCGGGGUCUCCCUGCACGGCCAGGCUUCCCUAAAAACAGCAAUGUCCUGUCCCUGGAACCGUUUGGGUUGUUUUGCUGCACGUAACAUGUGACUGUCUUAGUUGUAAACCAUUAAAAAUAUUCUGUCACAGGGGAAAAAAUCUUGUUACUAUGUGACAUGCCUGCUGUGAACUAACCAUGUUGUAGUAAUCCCUGUGCAACACACACAAAUGCAAACACAAGUCCUUGUGCACGUUGAUACAGUGUUGAAUGUCCAUUAGAUCUCUGUAGAAUUGGGGAAAACAGGCAGUGUACCUUACCUGAAAUAAAAGGUGCAGGUAAUUAUUUGAA